AGAAAAAUCUAAAAUUUAUUUUCCAAAAUAAUUCGCUCUGUAAAAUUUACCGGGGCAAGAUCUGAGAACGCUUCGUCAUGGCGUUCUCUACGCAAAAGGAAUUCUUUCAUGUGCCAUUUAUGAGCGAGUUGCCUGACUUCAACUGCCCGAAGGUGUGUGUCAAGCUGAAGAGCUAUCCAUCGACAGUUGAUGAUCGCUCUUGGGCAGCCGAUGAGGACAAAAAGUCACGAUUUGUCGCCGACCUGGUGUCUUGCAAUAUACCAUUAAACUUGCAAAACGACGAUGACAACGGCGGCCCUGGUGGCAGAGCGGGUUAUGGGCCAAGCGGAGGACCUGGUUUGAGAGAUCACACCGGCGCUGAUGGAAGACCAUAUGGUGAUUAUGAGGGAAAACCUGCUGGCAGAACACGCCAGCCCGGUCAGAAAGGGCAAGACUACGGUAGGGGCUACGAUUCUUCUGAUCCGCAUGGACAGGGCCAGGGCGGCUAUGGGCCUUCAGGUCAUCAGGGCGUUCAGGGUGGUCAAGGACCUGGCGGUAGAAGAGGAGAUGGCAGAGGAGGGCCAGGUGAUGAAAGUUCAGGGAGACGUCAGGGGCAGGGCCCGGAUGGUCGAGGUGGAGCAGGUCCAGGCCAAGGUCGGGGUGGAGGGGCUCCAGGGCAAGAUGGUCAAGGUCCAGGAAGUCGGAGUGGAGCAGCACAAGGUCAGGGUCAGGGUGGUUAUCGAGGUCCAGGGCAAGGUCAGGACACUGGUGGAGCAGGUCCAGGGCAAGAGGGACAAGGUCCUGGAGGUCGGGGUGGAAGCGGUCCAUCAGGUCAGGGUCCAUUAGGUUAUGGGGGUGCUGGGCAGGAGGGCCAAGGUCCUGGAGGCCUGGUUGCAAGCGGUCCAGGACAAGGGCGAGGUCCAGGGCAAGAGGGUCAAGGGCCUGGUGGUCGCGGUGGAGGAGGUCCAGUAGGUCAGGGUCCAGGAGGUUAUGGAUCUGGUGGGCAGGGUCCAGGAGGUUACGGAGGUCCAGGCCAAGAGGGUCAAGGUCCUGGUGGCCGAGGAGUAGCACAAGGUCAGGGACAGGGUGGCUACGCAGGUUCAGCGCAAGACGGUCAAGGCCGUGCUGGUAGGGGUGGAGGUCCAGGUCAGGGACAGGGUGGGUAUGCAGGACCAGUGCAAGAGAGUCAAGGUCCUGGUGGAGGGGGUCCAAGGCAAGACAGCCAAGGUAUUGGAGAUAGGGGUGGAAGAGGUCCAGGGCAAGGGAGUCAAGGUCCUGGUGGCCGAGGUGGAGUAGCGCAAGGUCAGGGUCAGGGUGGUUAUCGAGGUCCAGGGCAAGGUCAGGACACUGGUGGUGCAGGUCCAGGGCAAGAAGGACAAGGUCCUGGAGGCCGGGGUGGAAGCGGUCCAGGACAAGGGCGAAGUCCAGGGCAAGAGGGUCAGGGUCCUGGUGGUCGAGGAGUAGCACAGGGUCAGGGACAGGGUGGCUAUGCAGGUCCAGGGCAAGGGGGACAAGGUCCUGGAGGCCGGGGUGGAAGCGAUCCAGCAGGUCAAGGUCCAUUUGGUUAUGGAGGAGCAGCUCAAGAGGGCCAAGCUCCUGGAGGCCGCGGUGGAGCAGCACAAGGUCAAGGGCAGGGAGGAUACGGAGGUCCAGGGCAAGCGGAACAAGGUGCUGCAGGUAGAGGUGGAAGAGUUCCAGGGCAAGAUGGUCAAGGUCCUGGUGGCCGAGGUGGACCAGCACAAAGUCAGGGUCAGGGUGGUUAUCGAGGUCCAGGGAAAGGUCAGGACACUGGUGGUGCAGGUCCAGGGCAAGAAGGACAAGGUCCUGGAGGCCGGGGUGGAAGCGGUCCAGGACAAGGGCGAGGUCCAGGGCAAGAGGGUCAGGGUCCUGGUGGUCGAGGAGUAGCACAGGGUCAGGGACAGGGUGGCUAUGCAGGUCCAGGGCAAGGGGGACAAGGUCCUGGAGGCCGGGGUGGAAGCGAUCCAGCAGGUCAAGGUCCAUUUGGUUAUGGAGGAGCAGCUCAAGAGGGCCAAGCUCCUGGAGGCCGCGGUGGAGCAGCACAAGGUCAAGGGCAGCGUGGCUACGGAGGUCCAGGGCAAGCGGAACAAGGUGCUGCAGGUAGAGAUGGAAGAGUUCCAGGGCAAGAUGGUCAAGGUCCUGGUGGCCGAGGUGGACCAGCACAAAGUCAGGGUCAGGGUGGUUAUCGAGGUCCAGGGCAAGGUCAGGACACUGGUGGUGUAGGUCCAGGGCAAGAAGGACAAGGUCCUGGAGGCCGGGGUGGAAGCGGUCCAGGACGAGGGCGAGGUCCAGGGCAAGAGGGUCAGGGUCCUGGUGGUCGAGGAGUAGCACAGGGUCAGGGACAGGGUGGCUAUGCAGGUCCAGGGCAAGGGGGACAAGGUCCUGGAGGCCGGGGUGGAAGCGAUCCAGCAGGUCAAGGUCCAUUUGGUUAUGGAGGAGCAGCUCAAGAGGGCCAAGCUCCUGGUGGAGCAGCACAAGGUCAAGGGCAGGGAGGAUACGGAGGUCCAGGGCAAGCGGAACAAGGUGCUGCAGGUAGAGCUGGAAGAGGUCCAGGGCAAGAGGGUCAAGGCCCUGGUGGCCGAGGUGGUGUAGCACAAAGUCAGGGCCAGGGUGGCUAUGGAGGUCCGGGUCAAGCGGAACAAGGUCCUGCCGGUAGAGCUGGAAGAGGUCCAGGGCAAGACGGACAAGGUCCUGGUGGCCUAGGUGGAGCAGCACAAAGUCAGGGUCAGGGUGGUUAUCGAGGUCCAGGGCAAGACGGCCAGGACACUGGUGGGGCAGGUCCAGGGCAAGCAGGACAAGGUCCUGGAGGCCGUGGUGGAAGCGGUCCAGCAGGUCAGGGUCCAUUGGGUUAUGGAGGUGCAGCUCAAAAGAGCCAAGGUCCUGGAGGCCGGGCUGGAGCAGCACAAGGUCAGGGCCAGGAUGGCUAUGGAGGUCCGGGGCAAACGGAACAGGGUCCUGGAGGUAGGGCUGGAAGGGGUCCAAUACAAGAGACUCAAGGUCCUGGUGACCGAGGUGGAGUAGCACAAGGUCAGGGCCAGGGUGGCUAUGGAGGUCCGGGUCAAGCGGAACAAGGUCCUGCCGGUAGAGCUGGAAGAGGUCCAGGGCAAGACGGACAAGGUCCUGGUGGCCUAGGUGGAGCAGCACAAGGUCAGGGUCAGGGUGGUUAUCGAGGUCCAGGGCAAGGUCAGGACACUGGUGGAGCAGUUCCAGGGCAAGAGGGACAAGGUCCUGGAGCCCGGGGUGGAAGCGGUCCAGGACAAGGGCGAGGUCCAGGGCAAGAGGGUCAAGGUCCUAGUGGUCGAGGAGUUGCACAGGGUCAGGGACAGGGUGGCUAUGCAGGUCCAGGGCAAGGGGGACAAGGUCCUGGAGGCCGGGGUGGAAGCGAUCCAGCAGGUCAAGGUCCAUUUGAUUAUGGAGGAGCAGCUCAAGAGGGCCAAGCUCCUGGCGGCCGGGGUGGAGCAGCACAAGGUCAAGGGCAGGGAGGAUACGGAGGUCCAGGCCAAGCGGAACAAGGUGCUGCAGGUAGAGCUGGAAGAGGUCCAGGGCAAGAGGGUCAAGGUCCUGGUGGCCGAGGUGGUGUAGCACAAAGUCAGGGUCAGGGUGGUUAUCGAGGUCCAGAGCAAGACGGUCAGUACACUGGUGGGGCAGGUCCAGGGCAAGCAGGACAAGGUCCUGGAGGCCGGGGUGGAAGCGGUCCAGCAGGUCAGGGUCCAUUGGGUUAUGGAGGUGCAGCUCAAAAGAGCCAAGGUCCUGGAGGCCGGGCUGGAGCAGCACAAGGUCAGGGCCAGGAUGGCUAUGGAGGUCCGGGGCAAACGGAACAGGGUCCUGGAGGUAGGGCUGGAAGGGGUCCAAUACAAGAGACUCAAGGUCCUGGUGACCGAGGUGGAGUAGCACAAGGUCAGGGCCAGGGUGGCUAUGGAGGUCCGGGUCAAGCGGAACAAGGUCCUGCCGGUAGAGCUGGAAGAGGUCCAGGGCAAGACGGACAAGGUCCUGGUGGCCUAGGUGGAGCAGCACAAAGUCAGGGUCAGGGUGGUUAUCGAGGUCCAGGGCAAGGUCAGGACACUGGUGGAGCAGUUCCGUGGCAAGAGGGACAAGGUCCUGGAGCCCGGGGUGGAAGCGGUCCAGGUCAAGGGCGAGGAUCUUAUGGAGGUCCAGGCCAAGAUGGUCAAGCUCCAGGAGGUCGGAGUGGAGUGGGUCCUGGGCAAGUGGGUCAAGGUCCUGAAGGUCGUGUUGCAGGCGGUCCCGGACAAGGGCGAGGUCCAGGGCAAGAGGGUCAAGUUCAGGGACAGGGUGGUUAUGGUGCUCCAGGGCAGGAGGGUCAAGGUCCUGGUGGUCGGGGUGGAGGCGGUCCAGGUCAAGGGCGACGAUCUUAUGGAGGUCCAGGCCAAGAUGGUCAAGUUGCAGCAGGUCGUGGUGGGGUAGGUCCAGGGGUGGGUCAAGUUCCUGGUGACCGUGGAGUAGCACAAGGUCAGGGACAGAGUGGCGCUGCAGGUCCAGGGCAAGAAGGUCAAGGCCCUGGUGGUAGGGGUGGAGGAGGUCCAGGUCAAGAGCGAGGUCCAGGGCAAGAGGGUCAAUUUCAGGGUCGCGGUGGUUAUGGUGCUCCAGGGCAAGAAGGUCAAGGUACUGGAGGUUGGGGUGGAGAAGGUUCAGGACAAAGGCCAGGUCCGUAUGGAGGUUUAAGACAAGAGGGUCAAGGUCCUGUUGGGAGCGGAGGAGUAGCUCAAGGUCAAGGACCGGGUGGUUAUGUAGGUCCAGGACAAGGGGGGAAAGGUCCAGGAAGUCGGGAUGGAGGCGGUCCAGGUGUAGGUCGAGGAUCUUAUGGAGGUCCGAGACAAGAAGGGCAAGGUCCAGAAGGUCGGGGAGGAGUACGUCCAGGGCAACAGGGUCAAGGUCGCGAAGUAGUAGGAGGUCCAGGUCAAGGGCGAGGAUCUUAUGGAGGUCCAGGGCAAGAAGGGCAAGGUCCAGAAGGUCGUGCUGGAGCAGGCCCUGGAGGUCAGGGUCCAGAAGGUUAUGGACCUGGAGUGCAGGAUCAAGGCAGGCAGGGACCUGGUGUGCAAGGUCCAAGCAGGCAGGGACCUGGAGGACCGGGUCCAGGAGGUUAUGGACCUGGAGGGCAUGGUCCGGUAGGUUAUGAAUCUGGAGAGCAGGGUACUGGUAGGCAGGGUCCAGGAGGUUAUGGUUCUGUAGGUCAGGGUCCAGGAGGUUCUAGAUCUGAUGGACAAGCGCCUGGAGGGCAGGGUGCAGGAGGUUAUGGAUCUGGUAGGCAAGGACCUGGAGGGCAGGGUACAGGAGGUCAAGGUCCAGGGGCUUAUGAUGGACCUAGAUAUAGUGGAGGUCCUGGAGGGCAGGGUCCAGGGGGUUAUGGUAGAUCUGGAGAUCGUGGUGGUCCAGGUGGGCAAGGACCUGGAGGCCAGGGACAAGGAGGUUACGGUGGUCCUGGUGGUCCUGGGGGCCCUGAUGACCUUGGUGAAAAUGGAAUAGCAGGUGACAGUCUCAUCAUCGCCGCUCACGACACCAUUGAAAAUAUGAAGAAUGCAAUGAAAAAGAAUAAUUUACUGGAUAGAGAUCAGGCCACACCCGAAGAUAGGAAGGAUCGCCCCAGGAUGGAAAAUGCUGAGCUUAGACGUUUAAUGGAUGAGCGCUACGAUCCCGGUACAAGCAGAGUCUUCAGAGAUAAAAUUCAAGAGCUCUCAGACUCAAGGAAGUUUGAUAAAUCAGAUGAAAGGGACCUCCUUAACAUCCACAAAGCCGUGGAUGAUAUGAACAAGUCCCAUGACAUCCUGGAAUCGCAGAAUUCCAAUCUUAGACGACUUAUUGAGAAGCAAUCGAGGCGUGCCUCGAUAGAAAGCAUUAGGAUUGAUCCAGAAAGAAGCAACGAUGUCAACUAUUUGCAAAAUAAGAUAAACAACAUGGGCAAGGAGUUGAUAGUGUUGCGUCAAGCAGAGGACGAAUUCCAGAGAUCAGGUGGUGCCAAGUUUGGAAGUUGGGCUUGCUCCUGCGACCACCAAGAUCCCGACACGGAUAUUGAUGACAUUCAGCUAAUUUUGUCGGAGCGACAAGCACUGCGUAUGCAGAUUCAAGAAUUGUCCCCACUCAACGCAAAACUCAAAAAGCAAGCGGAUUACGACGUUGAGGAAAUGGCCAGAAAUUUCUGUGCACAGAAUCAGUACAUUGCCGACAUGGAAAAUGAUAUUCAAGAAAUGCAGCAUUAUUACGAGCACGAGGUGGAAAAGUCAAAGUACAAUGAGGAGCUACUUAAGUGUCGUUGUAAUGAGUUGCAGCAGCAAGUUGUUGGCCUCCAGCCGGCAAUGCACCGUUCCGAGGUCUUCCAAAUGGAAAUCGAUGUGCUUCGCAAUGAGCUGCGCAAACGUGACUUGGCCUUGAAUGCCUACGAUUGCCAGUACCAGCAGCUAAUGAAUGUCAUCUGUGAGCUAAACCAAAAGUACGGCAAUCAACGUGGAGACUGUCCGCCGUUUGAUAUGCCAGAUUGUCCCCAUAUUGGCGAUGAUUUGGCCUUUUACACGACUGCUACCCUGGAUCACAUAAUGAACGAACUGGCGAAGCAAGUCGACUGCUUCAAGCAAAUGAACCAGGAUACCUAUCCCGGUGGCGAGAAUAUCACAAACAUAAACGACUGUAUGAGCGAACUCGAUCGCCUGAGGAAGUUAGUAAAGGAGAGAGAUGGCCAAGUGGGCGACUUAAUAGAUCAAAAUGAUUGCUUGUGCGAAGCUGCUGUCCAGAGCAACAAGCGACUCGAUCAAUUAGAUAAAAAACUAAGUCUGCUUGAUAGGGACACAAGGUAUAUGGAAGACGGAAUGCGCGAGAGUCUUCAACUAAUACGAGAAAUUGAUGGUGUUGCCAGGGAAAACGAUAUGCUUAAGGACAAUAUUAGUGGUUUGAAACAAUCGGAACUUCAAGAUCUGACGGACGAUUUAAGAAGACAGCUUGAAGACUGCAUGAAGAGUAAACAAAAAUGUGAAGAAGUGAACAAAAGCCUUAGAGAUAAAUUGUUGAAUCUCGGAGGAGAUCCCCACUCUGUUGAAAAGGAAGCGGAAAAGAGAGUGCAGGAACAAAUUGAACGCGAGAGAAAAGCUGCUGAAGAUACUAAAAAAGCAGCUGAAGAGGCCAAAAGAGCAGCUGAAGACGCUAAAAAAGCCGCCGACUUAGCGAAACAAGAGGCUAUUAUAAAAGACGAAGAAGGCGAGAUGACGCCUGGAAAGGAGGCUGAUGGAUUAGUUGACAAACCAGAUCUUAUUUCGAAGGAAGAAGCUAGAGAGCCUGGUGACUUAGCGAUAAAGAAAGAACAAACAAGUGCUGAAGAACCUGCUGCUAAGAUUGCCGAUAAGCCUAAAGAAACAAAAGUUGAAGAAAUGGUUCGCGAACGGCCUAGUGAUAUGCCAAGAAUAAAAGCUGAACAAGCUGCUGAUAAGGCCAAACCCAUCGAUAAAACUGGGUCAAUCGAGAAACCAGCAGUUAGAACAGCGGAAAAACCUGCUGAACCUAUAGAUAAACCUGAUGCUGGACCAGGAGACAAACCUAGUACAGGACCUGGAGAUAAAUCUAGUGCAGGACCUGGAGAUAAACCUGGUGUUGGACCACGAGAUAAACCUGGUGCUGCACCUGGAGAUAAACCUAGUGCUGGACCUGGAGACAAACCCACUGCUGGACCUGGAGACAAACCUGUUACUGCACCUGUAGAUAAACCUGGUGCUGCAUCUGCAGAUAAAGCUGGUGCUGCACCUGGAGUUAAGGCUGUUGCUGGACCUGCAGAUAAGCCUGGAGCGGGACCAGGAGACAAACCUACUGCAGGACUUGGAGAUAAACCUGGUGCUGGAUCAAGCGAUAAACCUGGUGCUGCACUUGGAGUUAAAGCUAGUGCUGGACCACGAGAUAAACCUGGUGCUGCACCUGGAGAUAAACCCAGUACUGCACCUGGAGUUAAGGCUGUUGCUGGGGCAGGAGAUAAACCUACACCUGGAGAUAAACCUGGUGUUAGACCAAGCGAUAAACCUGGUGCUGCUGCAAAAGUUGGUGCUGGGCCAGGAGAUAAACCUGUGGCUGGACCUGCAGAUAAGCCUGUUGCUGGACCUGCAGACAAAACAGGCGCUGGACCAGCAGAUAAACCUGGUGCUGGACAUGAAGAUAAACCUGAUGCUCGACCUGUAGAUAAACCUGAUGCUCGACCUGUAGAUAAACCUGGUGCUGGACCUGCAGAUAAAGCUGGUGCUGGACGUGAAGAUAAACCUGGUGCUCGACCUGCAGAUAAACCUGGUGCUGGAGCUGCAGAUAAAGCUGGUCCUGGACCUGGAAUUAAGGCUGCACCUGGAGUUAAGGCUGGUGUUGAAUCUGCAGACAAGCCUGUUGCUGGACCAGGUGCUGCACCUGGAGACAAGCCUGCUGCUGGACCUGGAGGUAAGGCUGGUGCUGGACCUGGAGAUAAGGCUGGUGCUAAGCCGGGGGUUAAGACUGGUGCUGGACUUGGUGGUAAAGCUGGUGCUGAGCCCGUAAUUAAGCCUCGUGCUGAAUCUGGAGAUAAACGUGGUACUGGACGUGGAGAUAAGACUGGUGCUGAACCGGGAGUUAAAGCUGUGGCUGGACCUGGUGGUAGAGCUGGUGCUGGACCCGCUGUUAAGCCAAGUGCUGAUCCUGCAGCUAAACCUGUUGCUGCACCUGGUGCUGGACCCGCAGUUAAGCCCGGUGCUGGACCUGGAGAUAAGACUGACGUCGGACCGGGAAUUAAAACUGAUGCUGGACCUGGAGGUGGAGCUGGGGCUGUAUCUGGAGGUAAGCCUGAGACUGGACCUGAUGACACAACAGGAGCAAGUGAACAACCUGGCGAUAAGACGGUAACUGGCGGGAAGGGUGGUAAAGCAGCUGGUCAAUCCGACGAUAAGGGUAAAGAUGGCGGAGAAUCAAGAGGACCAGCCGUCAGUAAGGUCGGAGCCGCCGGAGGAACUGCAGAUCAAUCGGUCGGUAAAGCCAGAAGCGCCGGAGCACCUGCAGGUCAACCGGGCGGUAAGGCCGGAGGACCUGUUGGCCUGGCCGGCAUUAAGACUGCGUCAAGCGGGCAACCUGCAAUAGGUCCUUCCACAAAGGCAGGUUUGCGGGGACACGGUGAUGAAACUGAUGACGGAGCUGCUGGACGACCAGCGAAAGCCAAGGGUGAAUCAGGAUAUGGAAGAGGACGUGCAUCCAAGAAAGGCCAAAAACUAGAUGAGACCACUGAAGAGCAAUUCAAUGAGUUUGUAAAGAAUACAGUAAGAACAUUAUCUGCCGGUGAGAUUGAUGGUGUCGGAUUGGAAAGGGAGUUGCGAAAAAUUCUGGACAUGUUUAUCGAUGAGUGUGGAUUCUGUUUCUGCAAGUGCAACAUUCCGAAAAGCCGCUUCUAUGCCACAUGCCAUAAGCUCUACCAUCACGGACUGCACACCCUGGAAUUCAAGGAGCUGGUUUUCAUGCACAAGCGAAUUUUCGCUGCAGCGGAAAACAUUCUACCUGGAUGUCUGUUCAAUAUGAUUAUGAAGGAUAUCAUAAACGGUAAUCCCCAGAACCAUGUGCCUGCAGCGACCACGGCCCCUCCAAACACCGUGUCUGAGAAAAGGUGCUGUGCCUGCAAGAGUAACCUGUGCUGUGAUGCCACUGAAGAAACACUCAUGAUUAAGGUCAUGCGCCUUGAAAACGACAUUGAGAAUGCAAAAUUAUGUUUGAAUAAUUUGAAAAAUAUUCCAUCAAAUCUUUCUAUACAUGAUUAUCGCAUCGAAGCUGGUGAUUGUCCGGCUAAGGAUCGUAUUUUACGUUCCGCACGUGGUCCAAAAUCUAUUAAUAUUUCCAAAGAUGUUAAGCAAGUUCGGCGUUCAAAGAAUCGCAUUGCUAUCAACAAUUAAAUGCUUUUUAUUUUAUUUGUUUUAAGUGUUGUUUUGGAUUAUAGUAAUAUGUCCAAUAAAAUUGUGACCCCACCCAUGAUCAAAUUGAAUGUGUAUGUUAAUAUUAAAG
Drosophila grimshawi is the source of this 9987-nucleotide messenger RNA. RefSeq lists its product as uncharacterized. The record is from RefSeq and is a predicted model, not a curated record. The transcript has 6 exons. The coding region runs from base 78 to 9878 and encodes 3266 amino acids. Lineage: Eukaryota; Metazoa; Arthropoda; Insecta; Diptera; Drosophilidae.